Molecule: messenger RNA, 1090 nt
Organism: Cajanus cajan (pigeon pea)
Lineage: Eukaryota; Viridiplantae; Streptophyta; Magnoliopsida; Fabales; Fabaceae
Product: ethylene-responsive transcription factor 1A
Biological process (GO): ethylene-activated signaling pathway; regulation of DNA-templated transcription
Molecular function (GO): DNA-binding transcription factor activity; DNA binding
Source: RefSeq, a predicted model, not a curated record
UUCAUAUAAACCCAAGUUCGAAUAUUCAAUAGCCUCUUCCAAAUCCAAAUCUUUCCCUCACACACUCUAGAGACAAGAACACAGCAACAUUAAGAACAUCGAAAAGCGGGGAUGUACGGAGAGAGUAGCUACGAAUCAGACCUGGCGCUGCUGGAUUCAAUUCGGCGGCACUUGCUGGGGGAGUCGGAAGCGAUAUUAUUGGGAGCCCCGAGAAGCGUUUCGGGUCGGAGCUGCAGCUUGAGCAGCUUGAACUCGUGUUUGAGUGACAAUUGGGGUGAGCUUCCACUAAAAGAGGACGAUUCCGAAGACAUGGUGCUCUACGGCGUCCUCCGCGACGCCCUCGACGUCGGCUGGGUCCCCUCGCUCCACGCCGCCUCGCCCGAGAGCGUCUCCUCGCCUUUUCCGCCGGUCAAGCACGAGCCCGACGUCAUGCCGCCGCCCAGCAUCCACGCUCCUCCGCCGCCCAAGGCUGCUCCGCCCAAGGGGAAGCACUACCGCGGCGUGCGGCAGCGCCCGUGGGGGAAGUUCGCGGCGGAGAUCCGGGACCCGGCCAAAAACGGGGCUAGGGUUUGGCUGGGAACGUUCGAGACCGCCGAGGACGCGGCGCUGGCGUACGACCGCGCCGCCUACCGGAUGCGCGGGUCGAGGGCGUUGCUGAAUUUUCCGCUGCGGGUCAACUCCGGCGAGCCCGACCCGGUGAGAGUGACGUCGAAGCGGUCGUCUUCGCCGGAGGGUAGGGCACCGGCGAAGAGGAGGAAGGUGGUGGGGACGGGUAAGGUGCAAGUGGGAGAGUGUACACGUGGCGAUCAGUUAUUGGUUAGCUGAGAGAGAAUUUAGGGGUGGUGUUUUUCUUUAUUAAGUACACUUUGUAAUUAUCUGAGGUGCGUGUUCCCUUGUGCCACUUACCUACCCAUAACUCAAUUUUGGGACCGGGAAAAAAAGAAAAAAAGAAAUGAUGGAAUUUGGAUGAUAAUGGUGAUGGAAGUGAAGCUAUGUGAAUACCACUAAAUUUGUUAUUUGUUUGUUCAACAUUAUGAAAUAUGAAUGGGUUGAUAUUCGUAAAUGAGUUGAGACCUUAACUUUUGAUUAA